AUGCUGGGUUGCGGUGUGAGGCGACAGAGUGGAAAACACAGACUCAACCUGGGCAGCGCAGCCCCGCGGGCGUUUGUCAUUUGGAGGCGCUCCAAGCGACAGGUGGCUGCUGUGGUCCACUGCUCCCCCUGCACCUCGUCCAGCUGUCUGAAGUUUAGUGAAUGGAAGGUUUGGGUGUUCCAGGACCUUCAGGAUCCAAGGGUCUUCCAGGUGAUAAAGGUCCUACAGGUCCUCCGGGACCCUAUGGUUCAUCCCAGCCCGGCCCACCAGGACCCCGGGGCCCUCCAGGAGCCCAAGGACCACCAGGGGGGCUGGGUCCUAAGGGUACAUCUGGACCGGACUGUAAAGCUCCGAUCCCGGGGCCUCGAGGAGAACCAGGGUGUGCCGGGACAGAUGGAGAGCCAGGAUGUGCUGGUGAGACUGGGGAACCAGGUGAGAACACUCCGGUGCCUGGAGAUGACGGAGAGAACGGGGACACAGGCUGCCCGGGGCCAAAGGGCCAAAAGGGAUCUCAGGGGCCCCCAGGACAGUCAGGGCUCUGUGGGAAUCCAGGAGACAAAGGUGCUUGUGUUUGCCUGGGAGAACAGGCUGAAUCUCAUUUACAGUCCGAGGGGUCACUUAUUGACUGAAUCAACCCCCCUGCCAGGGCCCAGACGGAAUGGAGGCUUAACAAGAUUACUGUUAUAUAUAGCAGCGGUAAUGGGAACCUCUCUGGAGAUUCUGGCGCUGCUGAUUUGUGCCCUGCUACUCAGAUUUGAGCAGAAACGGCUAGCAUUCUGCACACAGCCUCUCACCGCUGGGAAACUCCUGAUGCAUUACGGCUGCAACGGAUCAAUCAAUCUGCCCACUGCCCGCUCUCCCAUCCCUCCACCUGCUGCCUGCCAGGACAGUGAUUCCUCAGAGGACUGUGCCUCGAGCUGUACUGUCUGCGCCUGUGUUGCCCAUGCAUGCCUAUCCACCUCUACCAACACUUAG
Notothenia coriiceps (black rockcod) is the source of this 975-nucleotide messenger RNA. The record is from RefSeq and is a predicted model, not a curated record. Lineage: Eukaryota; Metazoa; Chordata; Actinopteri; Perciformes; Nototheniidae.